CUCAGUGUCGACUUGUGGAAGAGUGGGCAGCAGAGUAAAUAUGGCGGCGUCGUUGGUAAGGUUUAUCCGCGGAGGUCUUGGAAGGAGUUUUAAUAUUACCCGGGCUUCGUGUCUCCUGCAGCAGCAGAUCAGACCGCAGAGCUCCACCAAUGAGACCCGCCCCACAGUCAGGCCCAAAGAUGCUGUCACCCACAAACAGCUGGCAGCAUUUGGAGAAUAUGUGGCUGAAAUGAUGCCAAAAUUCAUCCAGCAGGUUCAGGUGACCUGCUAUAAUGAGCUGGAGGUGAUGAUCCAUCCUGACGGGGUGAUCCCAGUGCUGACCUUCCUGAGGGACCACACCAAUGCUCAGUUCAGGAACAUGAUUGACCUCACCGCUGUGGACGUCCCCUCACGGCAGAACCGCUUUGAGAUUGUCUACAACCUGUUGUCACUGCGUUACAACUCCCGCAUUCGAGUCAAGACGUACACGGAUGAGUUGACGCCAGUGGACUCUGCAGUACCCGUCCACAAGGCUGCCAACUGGUAUGAGAGGGAGGUGUGGGACAUGUAUGGUGUGUUCUUCGCCAACCACCCUGACCUCAGGCGCAUCCUGACAGACUACGGCUUCGAGGGUCAUCCCUUCAGGAAGGACUUCCCUCUAUCGGGAUACGUAGAGGUGCGUUAUGAUGAUGAGAAGAAGCGGGUGGUGGCGGAGCCCUUGGAGCUGGCGCAGGAGUUCAGGAAGUUCGACCUUAACACGCCCUGGGAGGUGUUCCCGGCGUAUCGAGAGCCCAAAGAGACUGCGCCCAAGCUGGAAGCUGGAGAGACGGCCCCUGAGAAGAAGUGACGUCCCUCUGUUGAGUCCACUCUACUCUCAUCGGCGUGUUCGUGUUGUUCUGCUCGACAACCCCAUCUGAAAUAUUUAUGUAAAUAAAAGCAACCAAUAAAACAAUGCCCAACCGGU
This is a messenger RNA of Girardinichthys multiradiatus, 943 nucleotides long. RefSeq names its product NADH:ubiquinone oxidoreductase core subunit S3 (gene ndufs3). The record is from RefSeq and is a predicted model, not a curated record. Lineage: Eukaryota; Metazoa; Chordata; Actinopteri; Cyprinodontiformes; Goodeidae. The transcript is spliced from 7 exons. Bases 41 to 826 code for a protein of 261 amino acids. Gene Ontology annotation, molecular function: NADH dehydrogenase (ubiquinone) activity.